AUGCCAAUCCUCCCGUCUAAUACAGCUGAACCAGUAGCUGGUCAAACAGCUAACACCGAGAAACCUCAUCUUGUUAUCGGAGCCACUCCUGUAGACGGCCACACAUACCCUUUGAUCCGCAUCGCAGAGGAUCUUAUCCGUCGUGGUUACGAAAUCACUUUCAUCGGAGGUGAUCAGUUCGAAACCGCUAUCACAAAGAUCGGCGCCAAACAUGUUAGCGUCAGAUCGAUUUUCAAUCCCAAGUUCAUGGCAGAGCGUGAGGGCAUCCCUGCCGGCCUUCCUCGGCUACUGUACGAUAUCAGACAUGUCUUUACUGGCGAGACUCCCUAUCGCUGGGAAAUACUCAAGAGAGUCCUAGAGGAUAUUCGCGCCGAAAACCCAGAGCGUGAGGUGAUCCUCAUGCCUGAGACAUGCUUCAUGGGCGCCAACCCCAUUUCCCUUGGUGCACCUCUUCCCAAGGGCUACACUACCCGUCCCAAGGUGAUCAAUUUGAAUCCCAUACCUUACAUGGCUACGAGUAUUGACACUGCUCCUUUCGGCCCUGGUCUUCCUCCCGAUUCGACCGACUCUGGCCGGGCAAGGAACCAGUUCAUGAACCAGAUGAUGGUUGGCGGUCCCUUUGCCGAGGUCAUUGCCCAUCAGGAGGAAGUUUUGAAAGAGCUUGGGGCUACCGAGAUUCUCGAGCCCCAAGUCCCUUUCCAUCACUGGGUACUCAUACACGACUUGACUCUCCAGUUGUGUCCUCCCAGUCUCGAGUAUAACCGGACCGAUAUGCCCUCAAAUGUCAAGUUUUCUGGUUGCUUAACACCAAAGCCCACCCCUAGCGACUUUGUUUAUCCUGUUUGGUGGGAUGAUGUGAGACGUGGAGACCAUCGCAUUGUCGCCGUAACUCAGGGCACGAUUGCGCAAGAUGCUUCCAACCUCAUCGUUCCUACCAUUGAGGCUCUGUCUGGUCGAGACGAUCUCCUCGUCAUAGCCAUUCUUGGCCGAAAGGGUGCUGCUCUUCCCAAGGACAUGGUCAUCCCCUCCAACACCCGUGUCAUCGAUUAUCUUCCAUAUGAUGUUCUCCUGCCUCACGCUUCUGUGUUUGUCAUGAACGCUGGUUACGGUGGUUUCCUUCACGGCAUAACAAACGGGGUUCCUCUAGUUCUCGCAGGCGAGACCGAAGAUAAGCCCGAGAUUGCUAUGCGUGGAGAAUGGAGCGGCGUCGCUGUUAACUUACGAACAGGACAGCCCACCCCUGAGCUUGUUAGAGAUGGUGUUGAGCGAGUUCUUUCUGAUAAUAGCUUCAAGAAGAGAGUUGAUGAGAUCAAGGCGGAGAAUGAAGCGAUGAAUGUACACGACUUUAUAGAAGAGCAGAUUCUCGCUAUCAGAGAUUUGGAGGUAUAA
Molecule: messenger RNA, 1389 nt
Organism: Fusarium venenatum
Lineage: Eukaryota; Fungi; Ascomycota; Sordariomycetes; Hypocreales; Nectriaceae
Molecular function (GO): UDP-glycosyltransferase activity
Source: RefSeq, a predicted model, not a curated record